AUGGAAUGGAAGAAUCGAUUGAGACUAAGGUUACGUGACAUACGUCUGGAGGGUUGGGCACUUAGGCUUCACUUCACAAUUCACAACACAAAGGAUUGGGGUGGUGAUUGCUCUGGCCCUCGACGAACCGGCUGCUGCUUAUCAGGGAUGAGACGAGAAGUAGAAGAUGUUGUGGAGUUGAUGCAGCACAUACAAUCACGGUUGCCGAUAACAGAAGCGGCCCGCACGAGCGUGUUGUCCAAGUCAUGGCUACACGCUUGGCAUACUAUUCCUAUCCUCAGGUUUCGUGUUCGCAGCGAACAAAAUGGAAACGGCAUGAAGUUGGUGGAUGUGGACCACACUCUGAUAAGGUAUCUCCGUGACAACAUACCAAUUGAAAGGUUUGAGCUUCUUAUCGACAUUGAGAACCAGGAGUCAGCUUCUCAUGCUGAAAAAAUGGAUUGGUCCUGUGAUGAGAUACUCUCGUCGGGUGAAAACCUGAGUAAGAUAGACGUUUCAUCCCCGCUGAGGCACCAUUCUGUUAUUUGGAUGACAACGACUACUCCUACUCCUGUGAUCAACUGUGUGUCCCUACGAGAGCUGCAAUUGGAUGGUGUGUGCAUAGGUGAAGAGGCACUCCAUGACAUAUUGUCGUCUUGUAGCCGGCUUGAGAAGAUUGUGCUUAUACAUUCUUGCAAGGGUCAUGUCCCAAAUCUCGGCGUGUUUACCUGCGAUCUACCUUUUCUAUUCAAAGCCCCUGCCCCGCAUUCAAUAUCAUUAGGAAGCAGCGUGACAGAGUUAACCCUAGGUGGUUAUGGUAUGGUAACUGGCAACGCGUGUCUGAAAAUGAUCGAAUCGGGAUUUCCUUUUCUUGAGAGUUUAACACUUGAUGAUAUGAGAUCUUGGAAGUCGGAAAGCUUCCAUUUCACAUGUGCUUCCAUCAAGAAUUUGACCCUGCGGGAUUGCCAACGCAUGCUUACGGACAUACAAGUUCAUGCUCCAAAAUUAAAUUUUUUCUGGUUCGGUGGGGCCGCAUUGCCUACUCUCUUGUUUCCUGUCUCUAGUACUCUCUUCAAGCAAAUCUUUUCACUCAGUCUCAGCCUUCCUGUUGAUGUGUAUUUUUUUCUUAAGAUGAGGGAAGCACUCGCGUUAUCAUGCAAGUGCGACAUUUAUAUAAUAACUUACAACUAUACUACUACUAUGUUGCCAUUCGACAACAUCGACAUGGAUGAUCUAAGAACAAGGCUCCUCUUGUUUCCUCCUGCUAUGAACGUGCAACAUCUGUGGUUUGGAACAGUAGAUGAUGAAUGCCUGUGGGAACGAUCCCUAUUUUUUGAUGCAUUCUUUGAGAUUUGCCAUCCCAAGUAUGUAUAUGCAAAGCCAGACUCGUACUUCAGACAAAAUAAUCACUUUUGCAGACUCAUGCUGAGGGAGGUCUUGGAGAAGAAUACCACCCCAUAUUGGCCUCAUUACCUGGAACAUGUUCGAAUAAGAAGGGAUCGUUAUCAAAAAUGGGAAACCCUAACAAAUUCCCACACAAGCCUUCUGGCUUCUAGUGUCUACAUGAUCUUCAAUCUAAAGUGGCGUUAG
Molecule: messenger RNA, 1569 nt
Organism: Lactuca virosa
Lineage: Eukaryota; Viridiplantae; Streptophyta; Magnoliopsida; Asterales; Asteraceae
Source: the annotation of a GenBank genome assembly